Nematostella vectensis (starlet sea anemone) is the source of this 1187-nucleotide messenger RNA. RefSeq names its product heat shock protein homolog. The record is from RefSeq and is a predicted model, not a curated record. NCBI's taxonomy places the organism in Eukaryota, Metazoa, Cnidaria, Anthozoa, Actiniaria, Edwardsiidae. The transcript has a single exon. The coding region runs from base 364 to 921 and encodes 185 amino acids.
UGUGUUUUUCGGAUAAAAUAAGCAAAUAUUCGUUUAUGUUUGCGAGUAGCCUGGGUACUAAUAAUGGCGGACGUAAAUUCUAGAAUCCACUCAAAUAAUCACUUGUUGACAGUUUUUGCCCUGUUUUCUCGUUGUUUCUCGUUCUUUCCAUAGAGUUUACUCAAUUUUUGCUGAGUCACUGCACGCAAUAAGUUAUUUUUGUUAAGACUCGAGCUUUCUGGAUAAUUCUUACACCGGGUAUAAAUAUGCGAGCGCUACCGGAGAAAAACAACAACUUUGAAAAGACACAGCGAAAAAAAAAAAAAAAAAGAUAUCAAGCAAGCGACUUCGAACGCGGAGCACUUCAAGGCCUUAGAAUUAUAUAUGGAUUCGGAUAAGUUCCAGAUCGCUACCCUUGACGUCAGGGAGUUCAAACCUGAGGAAAUCUCUUGCAAAGUUGAAAAUGGGAAAAUCAAAGUCUCCGGCUUACACCGACAUGAAAGCGAAGAAGGAUUUGAUUCCAAGGAAUUCCGUCGAUGCUACAAUCUUCCCGAGGGAGUUGACGAGUCUUCCAUCUCCACACGGAUUGCAGAGGAUGGCAUGUUGCAUGUUGAAGCUCUAAAGAAAGCACCUCCGGCAACAAAAGAGAACCAGUCAGCGGCCACUAAAGACGAUACCAAGUUUACGCUUGCACUAGAUGUGAGCGACUUUAAGCCAGAGGAAGUGGACGUCAAGGUGUACGGGCACGAGCUAUCAAUAAGGGCAAGGCAGGAGUGUGAGGAGCACGGAUUCUUUACUGCGCGUCAGUUCAACAGGCACUUUGUGUUGCCACAGGAGGUAGACAUGGAUACACUGGUGCCACGCCUUGCGAAAGAUGGGGUGUUGUACAUUGAAGCAGAUAAGAGACCUCUGAGACAGCUUGAGAUUGUUAUGGACAGUUAGGGCACACCAGUGCAACAGCAGAAAUAAGAAGUCACCUCAUAUCAAAACAGCAACCCAUGACACAAAUGGAUGGGAACAGACAGGGAUCUGACACCACAAAGAAUUAGAAGAAAAAUGAAUUAUAGGAAUCUUAACACAACUGAUAAAGGCAGCUGUAAAGGAGAUUACUAAAAAAACACUAGAAACUAAUUAAUAAUAAUAAUUAUUAUUAACAAAUAUGCAAUUAUAUCAGUACCUAGAGUUUAUAAUAAAAUAUUUUUAUGUAA